UUCCGGAAGGCUUCAUAAGCGCGGCGAGCAGCCGUCGAUGGAUUCAGUUGCCAUUUGCCAGUUUACCUUAGUGGAGUGCGCGGAAGAUAUUUUCUUGUCGUUUCGGUUGUCGUUUCGGAUCAUAAACUCUUCAACUAUCUUUUGGAUGAAACAAUGAAAACAUAGACAAAGUGUUCAAUGUAAAAAAACCAAACUAUUUAUGUGAAGUGCAAUUAGAAAUCACAAAUUGGAACUUAUUAAAAGAAAAAACACCGACUAGUAUUCAUCAAUGACUAUUUAAAUACUCAUCUCAAAAUGAGAGUCUCUAUGGAGGAAUUGGAACACACUUAUUUGCUGCGGAAUCCACGUAGAUGCUGGACUCUGCUACACUGUAAAAGGAUAUUUGCCAUAUCGGUAUUAUUAUUUAUAAUCCUUUUGUUCUCCUUGAUAUAUCAUGGCAUUGUAAUCGAGCGAAUGGAGCAAGACCGGGAAAUUCAGAGCCUGAAUAGAAAGCAUGAGGAACUUAAACAACCCAUCGACGAGGAUGUGGAUCUAGAUGGUAAUUUAAUAGUCAGUCCCCAGACAAUUCACUUCAAGAUACACAAGGAUGAUAAAGCGGACGUAGAUAAAAGGCUAAAGCAUUUGCGCUUUAAGUUUCGUUUGGAUAAAAAACAUCGAACACGCCGCGAGUCCGAUCUCCAUCCGAUCAGCUCAAUUGAUCCAAUUCAGGUGGAGGAGAGCAUGCAGCAGUUGUAUGCCAGGAUAAGAAGCAAGCGGGCCAGGGAGGCUCUGAGCCAGCUGGAAAGUGAAUACACGAAAUGCAAGAAACGGACACCCGACAAAUGCAUGUCUGCCUUCAUCAAGAUGUACAACAUGGCUAAGGAAAUGACGGAGAAAAUAGAGAAAAUGAAGGCCAUUAUGAGGGAGCAUCAGCCGCAUUUAGAAUCCCUUAGUCAGGAAGUCGAGUCCCAGGAGACGGUUACCCAGCAGACGAUAGUAAUAACGCCCAUCCCAAACACACCAUCACCAUCUCCAGCAGCGCCUAAGAAAACCAGCAAAGAGGAUAAGGAAGCCCAAGCCGUCAGCACACAGAAACCAAUUCGCACCAAAAUCAAGCCAGAGAGAAUCAGUUGGAUUAUUGACGGUCAUGGGGAUGAUGACGAACAAGCACACUAUAUGGAGAAUACACAAAAAAGUGUAACUAUCCCGACCAGCACCUUGGGCAGCACUAGCACUAGUACAUCUACCUCUACCUCCACCACCUCCACCAGCUCCACAUCCACCACCACCAAGCAUUUACCAGAGAACACAACAUCCACUUCUGAAAGCUUGGAACCUGAAUCUUCUACAGACUCAAUUACUUGGAUCUUGGAUCGCUUUGAAAAGCCCCAGCAGAUAUUUAAGACUUCUACAGAAGAACCCAACAAAAGAACUACAAGGGAGUUGGCGUCUAGCUCCAUACUAAAUCAAGAGCAGACCGCCACAUCGACACACCCAGACCCAAACCCAAAUCCAAAUCCAAGCAAUCGCAAGCUGCAGUUUGACUGGAUCGUAGAUGGCGAUGACGUUGCGGAGCCGCUGUCCACUAGUUCAACCCUUUCACAGCCAACGCUGCCAACUACGGUGAGCUCCACAACAGAGACCAUCAAUCAUACGGCCUAUCCCACCAAACCAAAGUUGAUGAAGAUCAGUUGGAUCAUUGAUAGCGAUGCCAGCAGCAGUGAAGUUGCCAGCAUUACCACCAUCAAACCCCAUCCCUUGGAUAAUCCCAGCAGCAUGGAGAACAUGCUGGAGAGUUUCGAGCGUAAUGAGCAGGAGAAACCUAUCAUUAAGAUCGUCGACGGAAAUAAAACUGAUGGAAGAGAAGACGACUCGGACUUAAAGCAUUGGUUGCACCAGUUUGAAGAGCAGGCCAGGCCGCCUCCACAAGAUGAGUUGAUGGACACAUUUGGCUCUGAAAUGCCCAAUGCAACGUCUUUGGGCCCUAAACUAAAUCCAGCCAGUGGGAAUCUAUUAAAUGCUGCGGAUGCACAGCUUCUCUAUCUUUGUGAGCGCAUGUCCCAGAAGAGAAGAAAUAAAUUGCCCAACGUGUUGGAACAGGAUCAGUUGGAUCAAGCUGGCGGUGAGACUAUUACAGCAUCGCCCAGUCUCCAAUUUACCAGUCGUGGUCCAGGCGGCGGUGGAUUUCCCGUCUCCGGCGAGACCAUGAAAGCCUCUGCCCAGUUCAUGUUUAAUCCAAACUUCGGUAUGCCGAGCCCCUUUAUACCAGUCUGCUUCUACAUGACUCCGGCCAAUUUCCGCAUGUCCAUGUGGCCCACGUAUGCCAUGGGUGGUAUGCAAACAGCUGGUAACUUCGGUGGCUCCUCCAAUGCGGGCGGCAUAUUCUUUGUGCCACAACAGCAGCAGCAAUUCGCCCCAUCGGCGGGUUUCUUCGGUGGGGUCAGUGGAGGGGGCGUCGGAUCCGGAGCAGGAGGCCAAGGGGGUGCAAAUAUAUUCUCAAAGAACGCUUCUCCGCAGCAGAAGCAGCAGCCGGUCUACUGCGCCUACAUGCAAAAUCAGUCGGGCCAGCAGUCCAAUCAGAAUAUCCAUCAACGUCCCGCUCAAAGUGCUUUCUCCAAUGCCAACUUUAAGAUGCGACAUUCCAAUCAGACGUCGGGAUCAGGUCAGCAUGGCCUGGGUCAGGUGGUCUAUGCCAGCUAUGCAGGCGGAGUACCUCAAUUGGAGGCUCAGCUGGAGCAUGCCAAGUGCCGGGAUCCUGGCCAAGUGGCCUGCUUUGCAAGCCAGCAAAACAAGGACCAGGAGGAGUGUAUAGACUCUUCACGUUGGUGCGACAAUGUUGUCGACUGCUCCGAUGGCAGCGACGAGUCUUCUUGCACCUGUGCCAACCGCUUAGACGAAGAGCGUCUGUGUGAUGGCUAUGCCGAUUGUCCCAUGGGCGAGGAUGAACUAGGCUGCUUUGGCUGUGAGCCUUUGGCCUACUCCUGUUACGAAAACGCCGCCGAGUUCGAGCGACACAAUCGGUCCAGUCUGUCCAUGUGCUACAGUCGCCUGGAGAGAUGCGAUGGAUUCCUCAAUUGUUUCAAUAAACGUGACGAGAUGCAGUGCAGCAUGUUGGUUACCAACGUCGAUCAUCAUAUGUCACAUGCCGUUUCCGCUUCGGAGGGCUUUCUAUAUCACAAUCAUCGUGGCGAUUGGUAUCCAGUGUGCAACAAUGGUGACAAAUGGGCGGCGGCAGCGUGCGAAUCGGAGUUCCACCUGGGGGAGUUAAUGGCACCCAAUGUGACCUUCAAGCCGCAGACCUUGCCUGGGCCCUUCAUCGAACCAUCUCUGCAGGCUGGCAUACACUUUGCCCAGGCUUGCCACGGUCGGAACAGCGAAGAAUCUCUUGUCGAUCAAGUGGCAUAUGUCAGGUGCUCACCCAUGAAAUGCGGUCUAGCUCAGAUUUCCAAGCCUACGAAGAAGUCUAAGCGUCUGGUGGCAACGGAUGAUGGACGCAUUGUGGGCGGAAGUUAUGCCGAACCGCUUCAAUGGCCUUUCGUGGUGGCCAUUUAUAGAGAUGGAAAGUUCCAUUGUGGCGGAACCAUCUUCUCAGAACGCUGGAUAAUCAGUGCCGCCCACUGCGUCAUCAAUUAUCAGAAAUAUUUCUACGAGGUGAGGGCUGGCCUAUUGCGGCGCUCGAGCUAUGCCCCGUCUACCCAGAUCCAGCAAGUCUCCCAUGUGAUUGUCCAUCAGGAGUACGAGAGGAGAAGCAUGCGCAACGAUCUCAGCCUGCUACGGUUGGCUGGAGCUUUGCAAUAUAACCGUUGGGUCAAACCGAUUUGUCUGCCCGACAAGGGCAGGACCACAUCUGGGGAUGAUUGGAUUUGGGGACCCGAGGAGCAAGUCCUUUGCACUGUUGUGGGCUGGGGGGCCAUUCGCGAAAAGGGUCCGAGCAGCGAUCCACUGCGUCAGGUGAUUGUGCCCAUUCGAAAACGUUGCACAGAGCCCGAAGAUCAAGCCUCCGAGGAUAUUUGUGCCGGCGAUCCCAGUGGCGGGCGGGACGCCUGCCAGGGAGAUUCGGGUGGGCCGCUCUUUUGUCGCAGCGUCAGUGAUCCAGAAGAGUUCUAUCUCGCUGGUGUGGUCAGCCAUGGCAAUGGUUGUGCCCGUCCCAAAGAAUUCGGGGUGUACACCCGAGUUGCCCUCUACCUGGACUGGCUGGACUUAGCCACUAGUCACCCGCGUCUGCUGCCAGCAAGGCAGCCUCUUCAAUCGUGCCCGGGAUUCAUGUGCGUUUGGGGUGGUGAGAGAUGCAUAGCCAAGAGGCAACGCUGUGACAGACAAGCGGAUUGUCUUGGCGGUGAAGACGAGGUGGGAUGUACUUAUAAUUUUAUACCCGAUAUGGUGGGCUGCAGCAAAAUGAAUGCAUCUUGCCAGAUCGUCAGCGAUUAUCAUCCAUUGGAAGAGCAGCAGCCAUUUGUAAAGAAACAACGGCAAGAAACUUCACUAGAGGAACCCUUGAAAGCCGAAUUCAGCGAGGAGAAUGAUGAUGGAGAAAAGCCGACUACCACUUUCCCUUCUAUCGAUGAGAAAACCACAGACGCCUUUACCCAAAAUGACUUGAGCACACCUAUUAUCUUAGCAACAUUUUCACCAUCUUCAAAUUCCGCGUUUCCCACAUCGACAGAAGAUUUCAGGAAACUUACAGAUUUGGUCUCGCAACUAAUGGAGGAGAGCUCGACGAUUCAUCAAUUGAUGGAUUCAAAGGAUGUAGAUACAACUGCUUGGCCAAUUACCACUGAUGGUCCUACUAUUACAGUGACAACUACUUUACUGACAACUGAAGCUGGAGCAACUAUUCAACCAACAACCAAUCAAGCAUCAACCAUUCAACCAACAACCAUUCAAUCAACAUCCAUUCAACCAACAACUAUUCAAGCAUCAACCAUUCAACCAACAACCAUUCAAUCAACAACCAUUCAACCAACAACUAUUCAAGCAUCAACCAUUCGACCAACAACCAUUCAAGCAUCAACCAUUCAAUCCUCUACCAUUCAGCCAACAACCAUUCAAUCAACAACUAUUCAAUCCUCUACCAUUCAACCAACAACCAUUCAAUCAACAACUGUGAUAACAACGGAUAGUCCUUCACAUAAAACAAAAACUACUACAAAUAGCAAUAGAGUUACAACCGUUUCUCCCAAAUCAUCUGACCCAACUGGAACCUCAACACAAGAAUGGUCAACAACGACUGCCUCUGCAGCAACAUCAACAACAACAGAAAGAGCAACAUCUGCACCUACCACCAAGACUGAGACCAGCCCCAGCACCAGCACAAGCACCACCACCCCCAAGCCAACGACUGCACCUACACAAACUCAUCGGGUCACAUUCAAGUCUGAAAUUCCCAAUAAAUUUGUGUGCAAAAAGAUGGCACAAAUCGUUGAGCUAAAGCAUCGCUGCGACCGCAAAGUGGACUGUGAAGAUGGCACCGAUGAGCUAGAUUGUACAUGCAGCGAUUAUUUGAAGGGUAAGAUGAGUAUGCUUCUCUGUGAUGGGAAAGCGGAUUGUGAGGAUCUAACCGAUGAACAAGAUUGUGGCUGCCAGGAAAAUGAAUUUCGUUGUCCCUUGUCCAAGAUCUGCCUGCCAAUGGCCAAGCGUUGUGAUGGCAAUAUCGAUUGCACUUUCAAGGAGGAUGAAAGCGACUGCUUUGCUCUGACCAAUGGCCAUGAUGUUCACUAUAAUGCACACCAGCAGCCCAAAUUCAGCAAUGUAGGAAUCUUCUCGAAAAAUGCCCAUGGGGUGUGGCGUGUGGUCUGUGUUCACGAGACGGGCUUCCAUGAGCACCAGGCGAACACGGCGGACGCUGUGUGCGCCCUGCUGGGAUUCAAAGGUGCCCACUUCUACAAUAGCACAGAGUUUGUGAGCCAACAAGAGAUGCAUGCCAUCACUCCGGAGCUGGACAAGAAGUCGCGUUUGAACAGCCACUUGGGUGGGAUAAGGGAUAAUGUUCAGUUCACCAGAAAUGAAAUGGUCCUGCCGGAACAUGGCUAUCCCACGCUGGCAAGGAAAGAGAAGGAUCGCUUACUGCCAAACAAAUGUCUUGGAAUUUAUGUGGAGUGCAAUCCGCUUUCGAAUAGGACGGAGCCCAUUAAAACAUUCUCGGCUGGACAGCCGGUGGUCAAGCAGACGACCCUGCAGGAUGAGGUGCAGCCAUUGCUUGUGCCUGUUAUUGAGACGCACAAUAAGCCGAAUGUUCAUUUGAAACCCAAUGUUGUGCCAGCCCAGGUGGUCAAUAAGAAGGAUGAGAUAUACGAUCGUUUGGACAAGUUAAUUAAGAAUAAAAAGAACAAGACUUUACUGGUACAGGAGGAACUGCAUGAAGCCAUCGAAGAGCUCCAUUGGCCCUGGCUGGCGGAUGUCUAUGCCAAUGGAGAACUUUGGUGUUUGGGCGUGCUCCUCGACCGACACUGGCUAGUGGUUCAUGAAAGUUGCCUUUCAGGCAUAAGUUUCGAAACGCACUACAUCAGCGUUUUAUUGGGCGGAGGCAAAACUAAACGUUCCCUUCAUCGGAGCAACCACGAACAAAUUGGUAGGAUCGAUUGCUUUGAGAAUGUGCCCCAUUCAGAUGUCUUGCUCUUCCAUUUAGAGCAUCCUGCCCGAUUCACCCACCAUGUUCUGCCCACUUUCCUGCCAGAUGGUUCGAAUGAAAAAAAUAAUGAAGCUGCCAGAGAUUGCAUUAGUGUGCUUCACGAUGACUUUAGUGGACGAAUCAAGACAGUGGGCAUUGCCCAAAUAACGAACGAUUCCAGUUGCCAAGCCUCCUGCUAUCAGCUGCAGGAGAAGCAGCCACCGUUUCAUCUGAUGAGAAUGCUUAAUGUGAGUUCCGAGGAUAUGGCAUCAAUAUCGGAGGAAGUGGAACUAAUAAAUGGCGUGGAACCUCCUACGCAGCCGGUCCUGACCAAGUUCACGAGUUGCCAACAGUUUGGUCUAAAGAAUAUAAGCAUGGCCGAUCAUAGUCCCGUCGAUCAAGGAGUGUUGGUCUGUAGAGAUACGGACUCGGGCUGGUUUCCCACAGCCCUCUUCAGCUACAAUAAUACGAAUUGUCAGAGCUUCAAGGCACCGUUUGAAAUAAGGACUCUGGAAAACGCGUAUAAAUCAUUGCAAGACGCUAUAGACAAACCCACCUGUGCCAAUUUUAAGGCGGCUCCAGUAUGCUCCACUCAUCGCUGUCCUUUGGGUCUGUGCCUGCCGGAAUCGGCCAUUUGCAAUGAUCGUAGUGAUUGCCAUGAUGGCAGCGACGAGGAGCACACCAAAUGUCGACGGGCCAAUCAGCGUUGCGGCCCUGGCGAGAUGAAAUGUCGUUCGACCUACAAAUGUGUCGACAAGAACAAGUUCUGCGAUCAUGUACCCGACUGCGAGGAUAUGACAGAUGAGCCCACCAUUUGCAGUUGCUUUACCUACCUACAGGCCACAGAUCCCUCGAAAAUAUGCGAUGGCAAGCGGAAUUGUUGGGACAAAAGCGACGAGAGUUCGGUCCUCUGUAAUUGUACCUCGGAGCACUUUAGAUGCAGCUCUUCCCCUGACGACUGCAUACCACGGGACUUCGUAUGCGACAAGGAACCGGAUUGUCCCAAUGGGGAAGAUGAACGCUAUUGCUUUGGUAUAGAGCAUCCCAUGCAUCAGCAAAAGAUGGAUUUCUGGACUGAUGGCCUGCAGCAGCACCAAUACCAGCAGGAAACGACUCCUAAAUACGGACAGGUAAUUGAACAGACCUAUGGCAUUUGGCAUACCAAAUGCUUUCCAAAGAGCUCACCACCCAAAAGCGAAGAAGUUCGUGAGAUUUGCAAGAAGCUUGGCUACAAUCCAUAUCGCCAGCCCAGCUAUCGCCUGAUCGAUGACAGCACCAACGAGGCCGUCUAUACCUACGAGAUGGCCCCCGACCAGCGAGGCCGAAGCUUCAGCAACGAGACCCUAGUGGGCAAAUAUCGCCAGUCCACCAAGGCUGUGAUCAUGAGCAAAUUUUCACCAUUACAAUUGAAUGAGCGUCUCACGCUCUUCCUAAAGCCCAGCAGACCCAUAGCUGAGUUGGUCAAAUGGAAUGCCACCGAUUCAACAAGCUGCUUUAGAUUGGAAAUAAGAUGUGCUUGAGGCAUUCCCCAUCGUCAAAAUAUUUCUCGCUAUUGUCUUUUGUACGUUUUAGUAGCAAAUAAAUGCGAGAUACGCUUUUAACUGAA
This is a messenger RNA of Drosophila willistoni, 8192 nucleotides long. It is a transcript of the gene ndl, whose product is annotated as serine protease nudel. The transcript has 16 exons. Lineage: Eukaryota; Metazoa; Arthropoda; Insecta; Diptera; Drosophilidae. Gene Ontology annotation, biological process: proteolysis. The record is from RefSeq and is a predicted model, not a curated record. The coding region runs from base 295 to 8106 and encodes 2603 amino acids. Gene Ontology annotation, molecular function: serine-type endopeptidase activity; protein binding.